Molecule: messenger RNA, 7593 nt
Organism: Otolemur garnettii (small-eared galago)
Lineage: Eukaryota; Metazoa; Chordata; Mammalia; Primates; Galagidae
Gene: ASCC3
Product: activating signal cointegrator 1 complex subunit 3
Exons: 42
Coding region: 232-6723 (2163 amino acids)
Molecular function (GO): nucleic acid binding; ATP binding; ATP hydrolysis activity
Source: RefSeq, a predicted model, not a curated record
CGCCGCUGUCUGUCACUAGGCCGGCGUUGGGUGCGGACCGGGGCGCGGCGGUGCAGUUGCCCGCUGGCAUCUUUGCCCUCCGCUCCCUACCCGGUGUGGGAAGUUAAAACCGAAAAGGAGGGAAGCGCGGCGGUCAAUUUUUUGAGUUUGAUUACCUCUCCAACCUCCUCCAACCGGAUAAAUAUCAUAUUGUUUGGUUUCUGGUUAUAUGGAUCACUGACUGAAUAAUAGAUGACUUUACCUCGUCUCACAGGAGCCUUGCGCUCCUUUUCAAAUGUCACCAAGCAAGAUAAUUAUAAGGAAGACAUAGCUGACUUAAAGAUAAAGCGAUCCAAACUUCAUGAACAAGGUUUAGAUUUGGGCCUGACAUGGAAGAAGAUAAUGAAAUUUUUGAAUGAAAGACUGGAGAAGAGUAAAAUGCAAAGUGUAAAUGAAGAGUUAAAGGAAAUAUUACAUGCUGCAAAACAAAUAGUUGGAACAGAUAGUGCGAGAGAAGCCAUUGAAAAUGCGGCUGCAUUUCUCUUCAUGACAUUUCACUUGAAGGACACCGUUGGUCACAAGGAGACAAAGGCUAUAAAACAGAUGUUUGGCCCUUUUCCAUCGUCAUCUGCCACUGCAGCUUGUAAUGCUACUAGUCGAAUUAUUUCUCAUUUUAGUCAAGAUGAUCUUACUGCUCUUAUCCAGAUGACAGAGAAGGAAUAUGGCGAUAGAGGUUUUUUUGGUAAAAAUUUAGCAUUUUCAUUUGACAUGCAUGAUUUGGACCCCUUUGAUGACCUGCCGCCAGUAAACGGUGAAAAUCAGAAAAUAACCUUAGAUUACAGGAAGUUUCAGAAUGAACGUCUCCAGGAGCAUUGCACUCCAGAGAUUAAGCCUGUGGAAAAAACAAAUGGCUCCUUUUUGUGGUGUGAAGUUGAGAAAUACUUAAAUGCAACUAUGAAGGAAAUGACUGAAGCACCACGAAUUGAAGAUCUUUGCUGCACUUUAUAUGAUAUGCUCGCUUCUGUUAAAAGUGGUGAUGAACUUCAGGAUGAGCUAUUUGAACUGCUGGGACCUGAAGGACUCGACCUUAUUGAGAAGCUCCUCCAGAAUAGAACUACGAUUGUGAAAUUUCUUAAUUCCUCAAAUGAUCAUAAAUUUCAGGCUCUUCAAGAUAAUUGUAAAAAAAUUUUAGGAGAAAAUGCUAAACCCAAUUAUGGUUGUCAAGUCACUAUUCAGUCAGUACAAGAAAAGCAGUUAAUAAAACAAUAUCGCCGUGAAGAAAAAAGAAUUGCCAGACGAGAAAAAAAGGCUGGGGAAGAUUUAGACAUUUCAGAAGGACUUAUGCCCUUUGAUCCUAAGGAAUUGCGGAUACACAGAGAGCACGCACUACUGAAUGCUAGAAGUGUUCCAAUUCUGAGCAGGCAGAGAGAUGACGUUGAAAAAAUACGUUAUCCCCAUGUUUAUGACUCCCAGGCUGAAGCCAUGAAAACAUCGGCCUUCAUUGCUGGUGCAAAGAUGAUUUUACCAGAAGGAAUCCAAAGAGAGAAUAACAAGCUUUACGAAGAAGUAAGGAUUCCCUACAGUGAACCAAUGCCAAUCAGCUUUGAGGAAAAGCCAGUUUACAUCCAAGACUUAGAUGAGAUUGGACAACUAGCUUUUAAAGGGAUGAAGAGACUCAACAGAAUCCAGUCAAUAGUAUUUGAAACUGCGUACAACACCAAUGAGAACAUGCUGAUUUGUGCCCCUACCGGAGCUGGAAAGACCAACAUUGCCAUGCUUACAGUCUUGCAUGAAAUUCGCCAACAUUUUCAACAAGGAGUUAUCAAAAAGAAUGAAUUUAAGAUUGUAUAUGUUGCUCCAAUGAAAGCCUUGGCAGCUGAAAUGACGAAUUACUUCAGCAGACGUCUGGAGCCACUGGGCAUUGCUGUGAAGGAAUUGACAGGUGAUAUGCAGUUGUCAAAAAGUGAAAUUUUACGAACACAGAUGCUUGUGACCACACCAGAAAAAUGGGAUGUAGUGACAAGAAAGAGUGUUGGGGAUGUAGCUCUUUCCCAAAUUGUGAGACUCCUUAUUCUUGAUGAAGUUCAUUUGCUGCAUGAAGAUAGAGGACCAGUAUUGGAAAGCAUAGUUGCACGUACUUUACGGCAGGUCGAAUCCACACAGAGUAUGAUAAGGAUUCUUGGACUGUCUGCAACCUUACCCAACUACCUCGAUGUUGCUACGUUUUUACAUGUUAAUCCGUAUAUUGGACUUUUCUACUUUGAUGGCCGUUUUCGACCAGUGCCUCUUGGACAGACAUUUUUGGGGAUUAAAAGUGCAAAUAAGAUGCAACAAUUGAAUAACAUGGAUGAAGUGUGCUAUGACAGUGUUCUGAAGCAAGUCAAGGCUGGACACCAGGUGAUGGUAUUUGUACAUGCUCGAAAUGCCACUGUAAGAACAGCUAUGUCUCUAAUAGAGAGAGCAAAAAAUUGUGGCCAGAUAUCCUGGUUUUUACCUACCCAAGGACCUGACUAUGGACAUGCAGAAAAACAGGUGCAAAGGUCAAGAAAUAAGCAAGUACGAGAAUUAUUCCCAGAUGGCUUUAGCAUUCAUCAUGCAGGGAUGCUUCGGCAGGACCGAAAUUUGGUUGAAAAUUUAUUUUCUAAUGGGCAUAUCAAAGUCCUAGUCUGUACGGCUACAUUAGCCUGGGGUGUCAAUCUUCCUGCUCAUGCUGUUAUUAUUAAGGGAACACAAAUAUAUGCUGCAAAAAGAGGCUCCUUUGUUGACCUUGGAAUUUUAGAUGUCAUGCAGAUAUUUGGGCGAGCCGGACGACCACAAUUUGACAAAUUUGGGGAAGGAAUCAUUAUAACAACACAUGACAAACUCAGCCAUUACCUCACUUUGCUCACUCAACAAAAUCCAAUUGAGAGUCAGUUUCUGGAAAGCCUUGCAGAUAACCUAAAUGCAGAGAUUGCUCUGGGAACGGUUACUAAUGUGGAAGAAGCAGUGAAGUGGAUCAGUUACACUUACCUUUAUGUACGGAUGAGAGCAAAUCCAUUAGUGUACGGCAUCAGUCACAAAGCUUAUCAGAUUGACCCAACUUUGAGAAAGCACCGAGAACAGUUGGUCAUUGAAGUUGGACGAAAGCUGGACAAAGCUCAGAUGAUUCGUUUCGAGGAGCGAACUGGAUAUUUUUCCUCAACUGAUUUGGGUAGAACCGCCAGCCAUUACUACAUUAAAUACAACACCAUUGAGACUUUUAAUGAACUCUUUGAUGCUCACAAAACAGAAGGUGAUAUCUUUGCUAUAGUCUCCAAAGCUGAAGAAUUUAAUCAAAUCAAGGUCAGAGAAGAGGAAAUAGAGGAGUUAGAGGCCUUAUUAAGCAAUUUCUGUGAACUCUCUACUCCUGGAGGUGUAGAGAAUAGUUACGGGAAAAUAAACAUCUUACUUCAGACUUACAUCAGCCGAGGAGAAAUGGACAGUUUCUCCCUUAUAUCGGAUUCUGCGUACGUUGCCCAGAAUGCAGCUAGAAUUGUCCGUGCGCUCUUUGAAAUUGCUCUGAGGAAACGUUGGCCUACCAUGACCUACAGACUACUGAAUCUUAGUAAAAUCAUCGACAAGAGGCUCUGGGGUUGGGCAAGUCCUUUGAGACAAUUUUCAGUUCUACCACCACACAUCCUAACAAGAUUGGAAGAAAAAAACCUUACUGUGGAUAAGCUGAAAGACAUGAGAAAAGAUGAAAUAGGUCACAUUUUGCAUCAUGUGAAUAUUGGACUGAAGGUCAAACAAUGUGUUCAUCAGAUUCCUUCCGUCACAAUGGAAGCAUCUAUUCAGCCCAUCACACGGACUGUCCUCCGCGUAACACUCACCAUCUACCCUGAUUUCACUUGGAAUGAUCAGGUGCAUGGAACAGUGGGGGAACCCUGGUGGAUUUGGGUAGAAGAUCCUACAAAUGAUCACAUUUAUCAUUCAGAGUAUUUUCUAGCUCUAAAAAAACAGUCCGAUAGAUGGUUAGGAGCUGAGGCUGUAUGUAUUAUCAACUUUCAACAUCUGAUUCUACCAGAGAGACACCCUCCCCAUACAGAAUUACUGGAUCUGCAGCCUUUGCCAAUCACAGCUUUGGGAUGUAAAGCAUAUGAAGCCUUGUACAACUUCAGCCACUUUAACCCUGUGCAGACACAAAUAUUUCAUACACUCUAUCAUACAGACUGUAAUGUCCUGCUUGGAGCACCCACUGGAUCAGGAAAAACUGUUGCAGCUGAAUUAGCCAUUUUCAGAGUCUUCAACAAGUACCCUACUUCAAAGGCAGUAUAUAUUGCUCCCCUAAAAGCCCUAGUACGUGAAAGAAUGGAUGACUGGAAAGUUAGAAUAGAAGAAAAGCUUGGUAAAAAAGUUAUUGAACUAACAGGAGAUGUGACUCCUGAUAUGAAGUCCAUUGCCAAGGCUGACCUUAUUGUCACUACACCAGAGAAGUGGGAUGGAGUCAGCAGAAGCUGGCAAAACAGGAACUAUGUUCAGCAAGUCACUAUUCUCAUCAUAGAUGAGAUUCAUCUGCUUGGGGAGGAAAGAGGCCCUGUUCUCGAGGUCAUUGUAUCUCGAACAAAUUUUAUCUCAUCACACACAGAAAAGCCUGUUAGAAUAGUUGGACUGUCUACUGCAUUAGCCAAUGCCAGAGACCUUGCUGACUGGCUCAAUAUUAAGCAGAUGGGUUUGUUCAACUUCCGACCAUCAGUACGCCCAGUUCCCUUGGAAGUUCACAUUCAAGGCUUCCCAGGUCAACAUUACUGUCCUCGUAUGGCAAGUAUGAACAAACCUGCAUUUCAGGCAAUUAGAAGCCAUUCUCCGGCCAAGCCUGUUUUAAUAUUUGUCUCAUCCCGACGUCAGACUCGUCUCACUGCCUUGGAAUUGAUAGCCUUCCUGGCUACCGAGGAAGAUCCAAAGCAGUGGCUGAAUAUGGACGAACGAGAGAUGGAAAACAUCAUUGCAACGGUCAGAGAUUCCAAUCUGAAGCUCACUCUUGCUUUUGGAAUAGGCAUGCAUCAUGCUGGCCUACACGAGAGGGACCGAAAAACAGUAGAGGAACUAUUUGUGAACUGUAAAGUUCAGGUCCUUAUUGCUACAAGCACAUUAGCCUGGGGUGUAAACUUCCCAGCUCAUUUAGUAAUUAUUAAGGGAACAGAAUAUUAUGAUGGAAAAACAAGGCGUUAUGUGGAUUUUCCCAUUACAGAUGUCCUCCAGAUGAUGGGACGUGCUGGGAGGCCUCAGUUUGAUGACCAAGGCAAAGCUGUAAUUCUGGUUCAUGACAUAAAGAAAGACUUUUAUAAAAAAUUUCUUUAUGAACCUUUCCCAGUAGAAUCAAGCCUAUUAGGAGUGCUCUCCGACCAUUUAAAUGCAGAGAUUGCUGGUGGUACAAUAACAUCUAAGCAAGAUGCGCUAGAUUAUAUCACCUGGACUUACUUCUUCCGACGCCUUAUCAUGAAUCCCAGCUACUACAAUUUGGGUGAUGUAAGCCACGAUUCUGUGAACAAGUUUCUGUCCCAUCUGAUUGAGAAGUCCUUGAUUGAAUUGGAACUUUCCUACUGUAUUGAAAUUGGAGAGGAUAAUCGGAGCAUCGAACCUCUAACAUAUGGCCAAAUUGCCUCCUAUUACUACUUGAAGCACCAAACAGUGAAAAUGUUCAAGGACCGUUUGAAACCUGAAUGCAGCACCGAAGAACUGCUUUCAAUUCUGAGUGAUGCAGAAGAAUAUACAGAUUUGCCAGUAAGACACAAUGAAGAUCACAUGAAUAGUGAGCUGGCCAAAUGUCUUUCCGUCGAAUCAAAUCCUCACUCCUUCGACAGCCCUCACACCAAAGCACAUCUCCUGCUGCAGGCACAUCUCAGCCGAGCCAUGCUGCCCUGCCCAGAUUAUGACACUGAUACCAAAACAGUCUUGGACCAAGCUCUCAGAGUAUGUCAGGCAAUGCUGGAUGUGGCUGCAAACCAGGGCUGGCUGGUGACUGCCCUGAAUAUCACCAACCUGGUUCAGAUGGUGAUCCAGGGGAGGUGGUUAAAAGACUCUUCCCUUCUUACAAUACCAAACAUAGAACACCACCAUCUUCACCUUUUCAGAAAGUGGAAGCCUGUUAUGAAGGGCCCACGUGCGAGGGGUCGGCCUUCCAUCGAGUGCCUUCCUGAACUGAUCCACGCCUGUGCAGGGAAAGAGCACUUGUUCAGCGCCAUGGUGGAGAAUGAGCUACAUGCCACAAAAACAAAGCAGGCAUGGAAUUUCUUGUCUCAUUUGCCAGUGAUAAAUGUUGGCAUGAGUGUGAAAGGCUCAUGGGAUGACUUAGUUGAAGGACAUAAUGAACUCUCUGUCUCAAAUGUAACUGCAGACACACGAGAUGACAACAAAUGGAUCAGGUUGCAUGCUGAUCAGGAGUAUGUGCUUGAAGUCAGCUUGCAGAGAGUCCACUUUGGGUUCAACAAGGGAAAGCAAGAGAGCUGCGCAAUUACCCCUAGAUUUCCCAAAUCGAAAGAUGAAGGGUGGUUUUUAAUAUUAGGAGAAGUGGAUAAGCGAGAACUUAUUGCUUUGAAAAGAGUAGGAUAUGUUCGAAAUCGGCACGUGGUUUCCCUUUCUUUUUAUACCCCUGAAAUGCCUGGAAGGUAUAUCUACACACUGUAUUUCAUGAGUGACUGCUACCUCGGCCUGGACCAGCAGUAUGACAUUUAUCUCAAUGUCACACAAGCGAACAUUUCCACACACAUGGACAGAGAAUUCUCUUGAUGCCUUGACUGACCUGGCAAUAAAGGAACCUGCCCCAACAACCUAUUUGAAAGAAGUGGUUGAGAAACAUGGUUGCUCAGCAAUCUGGACACAGUCAGAUUACUUGAUGUUUGCCUUGACAGAUCAAUUUCUACCCUCGGGAUAGCCAGGAAAUGGACAGUGGCUGCAACAACAAAAAGUUAAAAAGUGGCCUUUUAAUAAAUGUUGCCUUUCAUAAUAUUAUUGUCACGGGUUUGUUGAUAUGAAAAUGAAUAAGCAUAUAGGAUAAUAUUUUAAUUUGACUGUAUUUGAGAUACAUUUAGGAGUUAUCAAAUUUCGCAUCUCCUAAGGUACUGUUUACAUGAAUAUUGGCUUCUUUUUUUAAAGGAAAACCCCAGUGAGGCAAUGCAGUAUUCUGAUGUGUUCUGACGGAUUUCGAACUGCAGCAUAACAUGUAACAUAAAUGUGUAAAGGAAGAGAUGACGUGUCUUAUUAGCAAAUUUGUACUUUGAUCACAUGUCAAAGUAGUUUCAAAAAUUUCUUCCAGUCAUAAAUGUUAAUAGUAUAUGAUGUAAAAUUAUACUGUGGAGCCUAAUGAGGAUAGCAAAGAAAACAGAAUAUAUUGAGCCUAUAAAAUAUAGGUACUGUAAAUUGGUAGAAAUAAAAUAUACGGAGUGUCACUUCGAGACAAGCUGACUCAGUGUUUUUUCUCCGGUUUCCUUCCAUUUCUAUCCUCUCUUACUCUUCUAUUCUUUAUUUUCUGUUCUGCUUCAAGACUUUACUUUUCCGAUAUACUUAUUUACACAAGGAGAAUAGUAUUACCUAAUUUAUGUCGUAACAAGUACAACCACAUAGUACAAUACUUUGUCUAUAUUUUCUCCAGGAUACAUC